UGUAUUUUGUCAGUGCGUCAGUUUCCAGAUAAAGGCGGCAGCGAAGAGAAAUUUUGAAUUUGCGGGCUAGCCAGCUAGCUGCUAGCAUACUCCUCGGAUUUAAAUUAACAGUUUUUCCUUUCCCCUCAAACAAUGGCGUCGUGUCAUCAUUUAUUAGAACACACUAAACCGCGGUUUGAAUCUCCUGCCAAGAUAUUUGCGAAGUUAAAAUCCAAAGUACAGAGAGAAGGGAUGUGCGCGAGGGACGGGACGUUUACGGUUAAGGAUCCGCUGUGUAACGUUACAGAGAAACACGGAGCAGUUUUUAGGUCGCCCAGGAAGAGAGCAGAGAGCACCAGGAUGAGCGAGGAGCUCAAGGAGAAUCAGAGGUCUGGUUUCUAUCGCGAUGAAGCUCAGGCUUUGACUUUUUCACCCAUAUCGAGUCCUCGGAAAACCUUCGGAUACUCAGACGUUAGCAGGCGCGUGGAGGAAGUGCCCCCUGUGACAGAGGUGGGACAUGGAUGCACACCAAGACAGAGAGCUUUCCUGGAGGCAGUAGCUGUGUCUCACCCCUCCUCUCUGGUCAACAGACAGCAGAGCCACACAGACCCACCUCAGGUCAGAGACAUGGGUGGUUUCAAGGUGACCAGCAGGACUCCAGUUAAGACACAGCCAGUGGAGGAGGACUAUGACAGCAGUGUGUUUGAGGAGGAGUGCGCUCCUCUUGACAAGCUGAUGUCUUCAGCCUGUAUGUUUCCCCCCAUGAGGAAAAGGCUGAGGAAGAGAAAAUGGGAGCCACAGGAGUUUAACAAAGUCAGCAGCAGCACAAAGGAGGCCAGCGAUGAAUCCAUGAGUCAGCCACAAGAGAGGAAAACCUCCAGUGCCUUCAGUGAGGACGACAAGACUUACAUGGAGGAUUUGGGCAACGUCAGAGGAUUCCCUGCUGAGCCGUCAGAGAUGAACCAGUUCACUCAUGAACCAGUGCUCCCAUCACCAAGAAUCCUCAGAAAGAAACGUUGCCUUGUUAAUGUGGAAAGAGCUCCUACGAUGUCUCCAGCCAAGAUGUUCGCCUACAUGAAGGAGAGGGAAAGCAGAAAGGAGCAGCAGGAAAUUCAUAGAGUCAGCAGCAGCACGAGGGAUCUCUUUGACGCAGAUGCUUUCCAUCAGUCCAGAGACACGUCUCACGACACAGGUGACAUGGAGGAUGUUGCUUUUAGAGGUGUUCCAGACAGCGCGGUUCCUGUCAGUCAGUCCAGAGUAGAGUCAGCUGACAGCCAAUCCGACACAGAUCCCUCUGAGGAUGUCCUGAACCCUGCUGUAUCGCCGCAGCAUGUUUUGCUUGAAGACCCGCUUGUACUCAAUACGCCACGGAUCUCCAUACCGAAGAAACAAGAGCCAAACAGAUGGCCCCAGCGCACAAAAUUCCCAAGUCAGGAGAGUGUGAUUUAUCUCAGAAAGUGGUACCUGAGGAAGAAUAAUAAGGGCCUGUUCGUAGAUGGAAUUCACGAGUACGACAACAUACCAUGGAACAGUAACAUCAUUGUGGAAAGGGUUUCAAAGUCUGUGGUGAAGACGGUCUCCGGCAGGGUUUACAUCUUAGUUGGCAAGAUGAACACGAGUGUCAAGUCCGAGUUUCCCAAGUGGCUGCUGAAGAAGUUUGCUAAUGGUUUUCCUCCAGACUGGGAGGCACUUUACGAGAGGUUUCUGUCAGGGUCAAGAGAUAGUGAUCCCAGCAGAGAAACAGAGAGGAACAGUGAGGGGAGAGGCAUCACAUCGAAGACAAAAUCUGGGGCUUCCUCCGUCAACCAUUCUAUGAAGCAGCUCAGAAAAAACACUUUUAAGACACCUGAUUCCUGCCCUCCAGCCUCAUUGUCUUCUGCAAAAGUGUCCCGGAGUGGUCGCACAAUCAAGCCACCUCUGGAGUAUUGGAAAGGAGGGAGAGUCAUUCUGGAUGCACAGAUGAAUGUCACAAUCCAUGAAUGUUAUGACACCUCCAUCUGCAUCCCUGAGGUCACUACAAUGGUGUCUACGAGGGCGUCACAGAAACCUGUCCAUGUGUUCCUGCCCUGCAGUGAAGGUCGUAAGCAGUGUGAAUCAGCCAGCGACGAAGGAGCAUCAGUACCACUGAGGAAAGUCAAGGCUCCACUCCGCAAACGCAACGCAAGAGCCAGAGUUAAUCCUGAAGAGAAGCCCUCUCAUUCACCUGAACCUUCUGUGGAGACACAAAGCAGCACUGACGAGAGGUCUGGCAGGAGAACACGGUCCAGCCAAAGGCGUCCAGCUAAAGAAAGAACACUCUACGUGGAUACUGUCCCUCACAAGCAAAGUGAACCCGAAAAGACUUCAACAAAAAAGGCACAUCACACCACAAGGCCUUCAGUGAGAGCUUCAGGCAGCAAACGAGCGACCUCAGCAUCCCAAGAAUCUGUUAAUGAUACAACAUCAGCAUCAUCACCCGAAGAGGUCACUGGGAGGAAGAAGCAGCAGAAAGAAGCGCACAAGGGGAGAAGCAGGAGAGCUCUAAAGUCACGGCCAAACUAUGUAAUAGAGUCAAACGAUUCAUUGCAGUCGUCUGAGGAGUUUGAGGAUGUGAGGAAGAGAACCAAAGUAACACGAAAAACACAUAAACAGAGCAAACGCGGCAAGUCAUCAUCACCCAAAAAGCCUUCCCCUAAGUUGACACAAUCCAGCAAGAAACCCAAGGCAUCGAAAGACAUCGCUCCGAUUCCACAACAGCAGGAUGAAGACGCGUGGACAGAGACAGAGCUUAUGAAGCUACAGCAGGCUGUGUCCUACUAUCCUAAGCACAUGGAGGGUUACUGGACAAAGGUGGCGAGGAUGGUUGGAACACGCUCUGCAGAAGAGUGCCACUGCCAGUACACAUCCCAGGGAACCUCCCGGACUCCUGCUAAGAAAUCCAAGAAGACCAAAAAGGAAAAUGUGGAAGCACCGAAAGAUCCAGAUCAUGCAGUUAUAUCGGCCCGAGCGGGGACCUUCAAGAGAAAGCAGCAGGUGCGUCAGUUCCUGGAGGCUAUGCCCAGAGACGAUGUUGAGGAUGUGUUCAGUUCUGCGUACAUGCAGAAUAAACGCUUCGAGAUACCCUCCAUCUGUCCAAGUGAGCACGACUUCAGAUUGCCUGACAUGGAGCCCCUGACCCCCAUGUCCGCAGGUUUCCCCGAAGUGAAGACUCCUCAGUGCCUGCAUAUCACCCCUGGCAUGAUGGGUUCUCCCAGCAGGACCAAUGAUGACAAGUACGUCUAUCAGCUCCAGAAGAGGAUGAAAAAAAAUCAGUUUAACGUCUGCAAAAAGACUUCAAAGACAAAGAGUUUCUCACCCACACCAUCAGUUAAACGAUCAAUGAGAAGAUGUGGUAACGCAGAAGACACCUUUGUAGUUUGGGAGAUGUUCCCAGGAAACAAUGGCGUGCUGUCUGACAGUGAAGAGGAAGAGGAUUUUUACUUCACAGACAACAACUGAUUGGAGCUGAAAGUCAUUAUUUUAAAUAAAAACAUCAAAAAUUGUUUGAAUGAAUUAAAAUCAGUGGAACAGAGGAGAGAUGUGACUUUUUCCCUUGACGAACUCAUGAUUUGAACAAUAAAACUUGCAGUUUGGAGUUGAAUUAUUUUUUAAAUGUAAACUCUGAGUUGAUCUCUUCAGUGUGAAACAAACACCAUGAACAGUCACUGAUUUUAACCUUUCAACACAACCUGCAGUGACAAGUGUAAAAAAUUAGACACAUGUAGUGUUUCAGCAGUGUGGCAUUUUGUACAGUUAAUAGUUGGAAAUUUCUUUAAAAUUUGAAUAUGCUGUAAAAAAAAAAAAAA
This is a messenger RNA of Epinephelus lanceolatus (giant grouper), 3803 nucleotides long. RefSeq names its product MIS18 binding protein 1 (gene mis18bp1). Gene Ontology annotation, cellular component: chromosome, centromeric region. The record is from RefSeq and is a predicted model, not a curated record. NCBI's taxonomy places the organism in Eukaryota, Metazoa, Chordata, Actinopteri, Perciformes, Serranidae.